Messenger RNA from Symbiodinium necroappetens, 1062 nucleotides. The record is from the annotation of a GenBank genome assembly. Lineage: Eukaryota; Dinophyceae; Suessiales; Symbiodiniaceae.
GAGGAGCAUUCCAGGCACCUACGCUCCGGAGCACAGACACAGAUCGGCGAGGUGAAGGCCCACAGCCCCUUCAUCGAUGAUUUGGAGCCCGUGGCGCCGCUGGACGCUGUGGCAGCGCCUGGUGCCGUCGCCGCUGCGGGUAUCCCUCGCCAGGGAGGGGCCCGGAGACCUGCGCUUUACGUGCCUCCAUACCUGUACCCGGACGCCUUCCCGGCCUCCGCAAAAGACAUCUGCCACUGCGAUGCGCCCAAGGAGGAGAAGCUGACGAAGGAGGAGGAGCUUUGGGCCGCUGAGGUGGCAAAGCAGCUGAACCUCCCCUUGUCUCAGGUGAUGCAUCCCACAGACUUCAAAGGCAUCGCACACUGUGACUGCGGUGCUGCAGAGAAAGCAGACGGCCGUGUCUUCCGCUAUGUGAAGACCCAAGCUACGAACAGCUCUGGCUUCACGGUCGCCGGUGCUGACCCGACCUUCCCACAUGGCAGCUACUGGGAGCCGGAGGCGGUGGAUGCUUCAGGGCUCAUGGCGCCUGCGGACCAGCUUCGGCCAGAGGAUCUGCCGCCACAAGCACCCUUCGACGAGGUGGACCUGGCCUCGAACCUUGCGCAGCAUGACAAGAUCCCCAAGAAGAUCGCAAAAUACCUGGACCAGGUGGAGAGCAGGAGUAGCAACUGUGACGAUCCGACCAAGCCCUGCUCUGCUGACUGCAGCGCCGGCGACGCAGUGUCCUUCGAGCUGGGCAACACACGGCGUGCAGCCACGGUGCUGGCGACGGCUGCGGGCAAUGCGCUGGAGAUCGAGUUUGCCACCGGCUUGGCGGCGGGCGACGUGUGUGCUGCGGAGGCCGGCUGCUCCCUCUUCAGGGUUUGCGCCCCGAAGCCGGGGCUCGGUGCAGCUGCCCCGCGGCAGUGCGUGGCCCAGGACUCCGAUGAGCGAUUGUCGUGGCAGGGCCAUAUCGAGAGGCACUUCCAGUGCCCGGAGAACACAGCUGGAUGCAAGCGUGUGCGGCAGGUCGUGCAGGGCCUCUACCUUCGCAAGGAGGGCAAACCUUGCAGGGCAAGGUGA